This is a messenger RNA of Epinephelus lanceolatus (giant grouper), 1066 nucleotides long. The record is from RefSeq and is a predicted model, not a curated record. NCBI's taxonomy places the organism in Eukaryota, Metazoa, Chordata, Actinopteri, Perciformes, Serranidae.
GAAACCACCAGCCUGUGGAGUUGUUGUGUUUUUAUUGCAGGGCAAAGUGCUGAGAGAAGGGAAAAUGCUUCCUGCCGCGGUCAUGUCUGUAUCCUCUUCUUCAUUUUUUUCUUUGUGUAUCCGACUGAAGCAGCAGAGACUGAACACUGACGGAUCUGCCUCUCUGUAACUUUAUAAAACAAUGAAACCUUGCAGCAAGUCACCUCUCAUACUGCUGGAGCUGAUUUACAUCACAUUACUCCCAGUUCUUGAGGCACAAGAAGUCAAAGUCUCGUCCACAGUGACGGGAUACCUGGGGCAUGAUGUCACCCUGCCAUGCACAUUCAUCCAGGGACCAAAAGACGCUAGUAUUACUCAGGUUCAGUGGGAGCUCAAGCCACCAGAAGGAGAGAAAAUCAUCCUUAUUGUUUUCAAUCUUAACUUUGGAACCAGUGUUCACAAUACGUCUCUGAAGGGCAGAGUGGAGCUUGAAGAACAAUCUUUGAUCAUCGGAGAUGUAGAAAUGAGUGAUGCAGGGUCGUACACCUGCAGCAUUACAACUUUUCCCAGUGGUUCAUUUGAAGGAACCACCAACCUUGAUGUUCAAGAACAGAUGCAGUUAUCAUCAGGGGCGGUUUCUGGUAUUGUGAUUGCUGUCCUGUUGCUGUUAGUCGUCGUGGCAGCCGCACUUUACCUCCGCUUCAUCAAAAGACGUGAUCCUACAGUCAGACACCGCGUCUACAUUGAUACAAGUCCAACGAUGGAUGUGGCCAGGCCAUCUGUUCUUCGACGAGACGAGGAUGUGGUCUACUCUGACGUCAAGCUCAAAUCAUCCAGAGAAGCUAAACCUCCACCCAGUGAAAAACACACAGCGGAUGAUGUCACGUACUCUGAGGUUGUAGUUUUGCGCCAGGAGUAUAAAUGAGAUGAAAUGUAAGCUAAAAUGAUGAUGACGUUUUCUUCCUUGUACAACUUGCACUCUUCAGCUGCUGUAUGAAAGUUUCAUUUACCAUCAUUUUGGUAUCAUUUAGUGAAAUCAGUACAUCAGCUGCUUCUAAAAUAAAACCUAACCUCUGUGGCUCCUCCA